AUGGUGAACAUCUUUCAGCGCCUCACUAGACGAGCGACAGGCUCCAACACCGAGAGCGGAACAACCGGCGCAGGCCAAGAUUCGAAUAUUUCAUCUAACUCCCAUGUCUUGCAUAGAAAAGACAGUGCUGCUUCAGUGAAGCGCGCUCGUCGACAUGACUAUGAAGCAGAAGACCCAAUACCACGGCUUCUAAUCUUGAUAUCUGAUUCACCGGAAUUUGAUCCGGAGAUUAUUCGGCAGUUUCGGGCUGAGGCCUUCGACGUGGAAUAUAUGCCUUUUAUGUGCACUGGCGAUGCUGAGAAAGACCGCAAGGCACUGGAAAAUAAAGUGCAAAUGAGGGAAGAUGACUUGGAGCAUGGGGAGAGGUAUGCUAUAAUUGCAUAUAAUCGACCAGCAUACUACCUCCUAGUAUCCCACCAUCUCAUCUCAAGCAAUACAAACCCUUUCCCACGACUAUGUGCUCUAAUAGCAUACUACCCCCUUUCAUCAACAUACAUUCAUAAAUCCAGCAUGGAUAUUCAAAGCCUAUGCGGUACUCCAGCUUGCUCAGAAACCGAAUCAAUAUUCCAACCAGGCUCAUCAGCAAACUUCCUGCCAAUUCAAAUCCAUAUGCCAGGCGAAAUGGAAAGCAAAUGCACAUUCUGGCCCUGGAUAACAUUAUCUUCUGAGGGAGAUGUUACGUACAAAAAGCGACAUCGGUGUCAUGUAUUUACGUACCCAGAUUCACAAGCCGGGUUUGCGGAAUACAGACAUCAGAUCCAGCGAGAGAAAGAAGAUAUACCAAGUGACGACGUCAGUUUGAAUCUGUCCUGGAGCAGGGUACUAGGUUGUUUAACACGCGCAUUUGGAGUUGGAAGUAACUGGCCUGUUGCUGGCAUUGAGACGAUCUGGGAAGAGUAUUGGCAGCGACUACUUGCCGAGCUGGACCAGUCCAGAGCGCAAGGUAAUAUUGAUACCUCGAGGUCUGCUAUUGAGAUUAUGGGGGGACGGGGUGAGGAUCAAGACGAAGAGGGGUUAUCUGUGGAGUGCAUUCCAACUAAAGCAGGAGGCUCCGAUUAUCAGACCCUCCAGUCCUUUUUCAAAGAUGUAUUCAUCCCCGCUGGACCCCCUAGUCAGCAUAUCCGUCUUCUGUCAAGAACAGUAGGCACGGAUAAAAUUGUGGACGAGGUCCGCUUUUCGUUUUGCCAUACUGCUGAGGUACCUUGGCUGUUACCGGGUGUUCAGCCGACGGAUCGCGAUAUCUCUGUGAACAUCGUUGUUGUGGCUUGUUUUCGUGCGGAUCGUAUUGUGAGACAGAGUCUGUAUUGGGAUCAGGCAGAUGUACUUGUACAGGCUGGGGUUUUGGAUUCCGGACUUGUGCCGAAGAUGGAUGUGAUAGGUUGA
Penicillium pulvis is the source of this 1383-nucleotide messenger RNA. Its product is annotated as dienelactone hydrolase. The transcript has 3 exons. The coding region runs from base 1 to 1383 and encodes 460 amino acids. The record is from RefSeq and is a predicted model, not a curated record. Gene Ontology annotation, biological process: polyketide metabolic process. Lineage: Eukaryota; Fungi; Ascomycota; Eurotiomycetes; Eurotiales; Aspergillaceae.